This is a messenger RNA of Peronospora farinosa, 1155 nucleotides long. NCBI's taxonomy places the organism in Eukaryota, Oomycota, Peronosporomycetes, Peronosporales, Peronosporaceae. The record is from the annotation of a GenBank genome assembly.
AUGAAGUCCAUCUCUGCUCACAUCACGGGCUUCUAUCACUCGUCCUUCCACGCCUAUACGACAGAGGUGACUGUAGAUGGUCACCGCUGGCGACUCGGACUGCGUUACAGCAAAUUCCACGAGUUCUACGACCAACUUGUGGUGCAGGAGAAGGACUUCCAUGCAGAAUUUCCGCCCAAAGGCACGCUCUUUUUCACACCCAAGCCCGAGGAAAGACAGGAGCAGCUGGAGAUCUUUUUGCAGCAAGUGCUUGCAUACUACAGUACCAAGAGAUACCCGAUGAAGGUUGAAAACCUGCUGUGUGACUUGUUGAAGGUGCCACGUCACUUGAGAUCCUCUGACCGUGACGACGACGACGAUGUCUCAACCAGUACGGAGAGCGUACUGGAUGAACCAAUGCACGAACCUGCUGCUAUUGAAAAGAAGGACUUGAAGGAGGAAGAGACGAAGAAGAUACAAGUUGCUGAGAACAAGGAGGUAGCUGAGGCUCUAGAGAUAAAAGCGGAUGAACCUCGUUCUGAUGAGCUAAAGGAAGCAGAGAAGAUUGUCCCAAUAACAAUAGCGCAGGUUGUUAGCGAAGUAGCUGAUGAACCUCUUUCUGUGGAGCUAGAGAAGAUAGAACAGGCUGCACUCGACACUGCAGAGGCAGCAAAAGUGGUGACACCGGCGCCUGUGGACAAAUCAGAAGUGACUGAAGAGACGUUCAAGGAAGACGUUGCUAUUGUUAACGAGGUCGUGGUCGAAGAAGAGGAGACUGAUUCGCCUUCGCCACUAGUACCUGCUGUACAACUUGCAGCAAAGACCGAGGACGCAGUUCAGAAAGAUACUGUUUGUAAAUCCCAUCUGCAAAUUUCGUCACUUGAGGAGACGGACGUGGUGUUGCCUACGGAGCAACUGGUCAUCAAGUCUGUUGCACAUGAACGUACACCAUUGAAUUCGCAGGUGGACGGAGAACGUGCGGUCAGCGAGGACACCAUCCUUGAAGAAGAAAUGAAGCCAAAGGAAGUCGCCACUAGUGAACAAGCGUCGUCUUGGAUCGCCGCCUAUUUGCCCAAGUCGUUGGUUUUGUUCUUCCAGCAUCGCUGCAUGAAGAAGACCAACCUGGUAGUGCUGUGUGUGGCGCUGCUGCUGCCAAUGGCUUUUGCUCGUAGAUAG